This is a messenger RNA of Cooperia oncophora, 840 nucleotides long. The record is from the annotation of a GenBank genome assembly. NCBI's taxonomy places the organism in Eukaryota, Metazoa, Nematoda, Chromadorea, Rhabditida, Trichostrongylidae.
AUGCUGGCAUUUGAAGCAGGCAAAUACAUCAUUCUAUCCAUGGAUACCCCGGUCUCCUACGAAGGCCGGGAUUACUUCUUCGAUAAGCAUCCAAGAAUGAGGAAUGACCUGAUACAGUGCUCAGUGCCUCUCGAACAGUUGAAACAGCUGUCCGGUAAGCCGGUGAGAGCAAAACGCAGAGAUCCAUGGUCAUCGAGCACAACAUCACUACUCACCACUAUUUCUACCCCGCCGACCAUGAUGAAACCUGAUAAAGUUUUGGAUAGCAUACAAUAUAGGAACGGUACGCGACCACAAGUUAUUACGUGGGCAUGUUUUGGAGAUGUUGAAUUAUGCUGUGGUACUGACUGUUGUCCCGAGGACGAUGGUAUAACCGUGGACGAUGUUCUUAGGUGGAUUAGCCUUAUCAUCAUCAUAGGUGCAGUUGUAAUCGGCUGUUGCUGUUCGUUGUGUUAUAUCUUGAUCAUUCUCUUUGCCCCUGAAGCCCUGCAGGGUGUCCAACAUGAUAAUCCUUCACCACAAGUGCAUGGACCCGACGGCUGCCCACAAUCCUAUCCAUCUGGAAGCGACACAUCUACGGAUAAACCUCCUGAAGGCUACCCACUUGGGGGUUAUCCACCUAAACGUUUUCCUCCUAAGGCUCCUUCAGGAAAGCAUGAACAGUCCAAAAGCCAUAAAUCUAAUCGAACCCUGGAGCAGCAGAAAGGAGCAAAGACUUCUAAAGAAGGUUCGGAAUCGGCCUCCAAAGAAGGUUCAAAAUCGAAGGAAAAUGAGCAGCAAUCGGAGGAAGGAGUGCCAGGCAAAAGGAGCCGAAAUCAAAAGAAAGGAAAGAAAAGUUAA